AGAAAUACAAUCUGGCUAUCGCACAAAGGUCGUAUAUCAUUUCUUGAGAAAGCAGGUCAUUAGAUUGUAUUCCUGAGAUUCAAUGAAUUCAUCGACUUGCCCCUUCUGCGACCAAGUUGUUCCAUUAGAAGAACUUCAACGCUAGGGUUUACUGAGCGACUGAGGAAGGUCUCUUUAUGUUAUUGCCGUUGCAGGCAUGCCAAUGGUCACUUUGAGGAUGAAGACAAUGACUAUAAACAACGCCAACUUGCUAUGGACUUUGAGUUGGCCCAACAAAUGGCUUUUUCCUCUGCUUCUUAUGACAAUGAUAAUAAAGAAAACGGGGACAUGCCACAAGAGAUUAUGUUUGAGGGAUCUUUGGGUAGCAGCAAGUUAAGUUGUGAGAGGGGGACUUUGGUGAUGGGGGAGUUGAAUGUUAAUGAAAAGAUAUCUUGCUUGAUUGGUUCACAGAAUAGGGGUGCCUUUUGUAAGGUGGAGGGUGGUCUGAUGUCUUUAUUAAGAAACUGCUUAGAAUUAGAAUCCCGUGACUCGACUAGUAUUUUGUCAGGGUAUGUUGAUCAUUACCAGAGUAUUGAGUUUGAGGAUUUUGGGUGGGGCUGUGGAUGGCGGAACAUUCAAAUGCUCUGCUCUCAUUUGCUAAUGCAAAGACCAGAAACGAGAAAUGUUUUAUUCGGUGGAUCAGGAGUUGUUCCAGAUAUUCCAUCACUUCAGAGAUGGCUUGAGAUUGCUUGGGAAAGAGGAUUUGAUGUACAUGGUGCAGAACAUUUCAAUUACAAAAUUUAUGGCAGAAAAAAUUGGAUUGGAACCACCGAAUGUGCUGCCCUUUUGCGUUCCUUUGGGCUUCACGCAAGGAUAGUUGAUUUUGGUCCUAAAGAGUGCGAGGAACUUUAUCUCUCAGUCCCUGGUUCAAGUAGUGGGGCAGAAAUGGUAAACAUAAUUGAUGCAAAUAAGAGAAGGACAGUUAAGGUUAAGGUUUAUGGGCCCAUGGAUAGGUAUCUUGUCCAUAUAAAUGAUAGUGUUCCACAAACUGGUUCUAGUGGGCAUGAAAAUUCCGAGUAUUUUAAAAUCUCUCAGAAUAUCAUGAAAGAUAAUAAGUCCCCUCAUAAAGCAAAGGGUCAUCAGGUUCUAGUUGAUUGGGUAUGGAAUUACUUCUCAGAUGGAAGAAUAUGCACAUAUAGUCACCAACACGUUAAUAUUAGUGGAAAAACGCCAUUGUUCUUUCAGCAUGAUGGACAUUCUAGGACCAUUGUGGGGAUUCAAGUUAAACAGCAGCAUAAUGGAAUGCAGCAAUACAAUCUCCUGAUUUUGGACCCAGCUCAUAGUACUAGAGGCCUUGAAAGGGCCCUUAGAGAGAAUAUUGGAUGGCAGCAACUAAUAAAAAGAGGAAUUCAUACGCUAAAUAAGCCACAAUACCAGUUGUGUUAUAUUGAUGCUGGAAUUGCUGCUGGGGGUGACAUGGAAUUGCUCAAGACAAUCGAUAGCAUCUUUCUGGAGCUUUAAAUGAAUAUGUUGUAGCUUCUAUGUUCUCUAUAAGACAUUAGUCAUUGAAGUGUAUUAAAACUAAAAAAUAUUUCAUCUGUAAGGACCCAUAAUCAGAUCAUUCACCUGAUAAUAGAAAGCAAGUUCUUCAACAAA
Messenger RNA from Benincasa hispida (wax gourd), 1635 nucleotides. RefSeq names its product Peptidase C78, ubiquitin fold modifier-specific peptidase 1/ 2. Gene Ontology annotation, molecular function: ubiquitin-like protein peptidase activity. NCBI's taxonomy places the organism in Eukaryota, Viridiplantae, Streptophyta, Magnoliopsida, Cucurbitales, Cucurbitaceae. The record is from RefSeq and is a predicted model, not a curated record.